Drosophila eugracilis is the source of this 2638-nucleotide messenger RNA. RefSeq lists its product as uncharacterized. Gene Ontology annotation, molecular function: RNA binding. NCBI's taxonomy places the organism in Eukaryota, Metazoa, Arthropoda, Insecta, Diptera, Drosophilidae. Gene Ontology annotation, cellular component: ribonucleoprotein complex. The coding region runs from base 395 to 2194 and encodes 599 amino acids. The transcript is spliced from 6 exons. The record is from RefSeq and is a predicted model, not a curated record.
AGUAAAUGAUUUUGAGAUCUCUAAUAUAAAAGCAUGCUUGAUUAAAAUAGUAUGGUUCUCUGCCUGAUUUUAAAACAUUCAUUUGUGUUUUUAAAACGUAGCAGCUUUUUAUCGUUAUCGAUUUUUCGAUUCGAAAAUAUGGUCACCCCAAGCUUUUAUUGUAUUUAUUCCAUUGCACUAUCUGGUCACACUUGCACAUGCUGAUGCUCAGCGUUUUGUAAAAAUUAUAUAUCAAACUUCUUGUAACAAAACAAGGACGUUGCAAACUGUUCAAACUUUAAAGCUACACUUUGCUGGAAACGCAGCAAACGGGGCGUGACGAAUAAAAAGGUUAUAACGCUUGUCAAUUCCCUGAAAGUGCAGCGCCAGUGUGUAAAAUGCAAUAAUCACUGCCAUGAAAAAGGCCAAGGGAUCAAGCUCCCUUGGAUCGAAGGGAUUAUCCCGGGGUCUAUCUUCAUCAAUUCCGGUAGUCAAAGGAUCGUCGGGUUCGGCCGUAACAAUACAACAGGAUGCCAAGCAGCAUCAACCGGAAAGUAAUAAUAAGGCUGCGAAGGAAUCUUCGGUGAAGAAAAAGGAUGAUCUUUUGACAGUAGAACUUCUGGAUAAUAAGUCCACUACCAUCCCAGCCAUCGACAAGCUGCGAAGAUUCUGUUUUAUUGGCAGCACGGACGAGCCCGUCUAUGCUACCCCAACGCUAGACCUCGUCGUUGAGAACAGCUUGGCAUCGCUGAAAGAUCUGUGCUCCAAAGUUAACGCUGCCGAACUGGCCGAGUGCCUGGCUAGUGUCCUUGGAAGUGGUCCAAAUGCAGAGCACCUACCCCGACCCGACGAGCCGCUCCUUAUCUUGGCCGUCUUUCUCACUACGCGCGACGACGAUAGGCAACGCAAAUCGGUGCGGAAUAGGUUUCCUGAUUUGAUAACCUGUGAUUCGGAUCUACUAUUGUUCAUUCAACUGGUAAAGCGAGUACAGAAAUUGCUCGAUCGUAAGACGCCCUUCAAUCGCACGGUGCGCAAGGCCAUCCUUGAUUGGUAUGGCAAGCAAUCGCUUGACCGACUUCUACAUAUGUGGUCGCUGGGCGAUGGAAAUCGUUGGUCAGCGCAUCGCGAUUUGCUACACCGCUGUCACUUUCAUGAUGCUGAUUUUAAGCCGGAAAUCAUGGCUGCAUUAAAGCUUCUGUCAUCGCCGCCGAAGGAGUUAUCGUCAUGGCCAAUUUUUCUCACUCCCCUUAGCAACUGUCGCGGAAUUAUCGAGGGAGUGGUGAAGCUCCGACUUAUGCAAGAUCCCGAACAAGCUCUGCCUAUCGUUAAAAAAUUGUCGCUGAGCUGGGAGCAUGUGCCGCUUCAGCUGUUUAACGAUUCCGGACUAGCUAAGUUCCUUAUACCACGCAUGAGCUACGAUCAGCUGCUCAAGUGUUGGCCACGCCUCUUGCGAUUGCACUACCAAGUACGUCCCUUUGCUGAACAACUGAUGGACGAGAAGAAGUUGAGGGCGGGAAACGUGUCGCCAGUGCGUCUGCUGUUGGAGGACAUGCGUCUGAAGAAGCCCAAGAAGUUGUGUGCAACUAUGUUGCGAAAGGCAAGUUUUCUACAUAAUGUUUACGAGCUAUCCUUUGGCAAGAAUAAGGCGCUUGGGAGACGUCUGCACAUCACCCUUAACCUGGAGCAGCUCUACCUAGGCAAAUAUCUUUCCGGUCGCUGCCGUUCGAUAAAAUAUUUAGAUGCCCUGGUGGCAUUGGCCUUUGGCUAUUUCUGCAGUGAUCCCAAGGUGACGGUGCAGUUCUGGCAUGAUCGCAGUGGCCAGCUUAAGACGUUGCCCUGGACAAAAGAAAUGAGUGUGGCCGAGGCCACGGCCUGUUGUGAGAAUCAAAAGGUGCUCAAAAUCAAGCAGUCGCUGACGGAUAUUUUGAACAGAGCUUUAGAGGAUGAGGCCAACACGUACGAUGUGUUUUUGGUGCUGGUUCCGGGUGCCGCACGAGGAAAUCUGGGAAAUUCUUCAGAGCGCUUGGCUAAACUAAUGGAUGAGUACCGUGAGAAGCGGAGCUCCAAUGCAAAGUUCAUAAUGGUAAGUCUGCGCCAGCACCAUCGUUCCAUGAACUAUUCCGACAGUCGAAACGAGAACUUGUUGGAGCUGUGCAGCCUGGACGAGCACACGCCUCGACUGAUUAACGCCUUUGCUCGCAAAAAGUUCUACUAAAGGAGCAGCCUUUUGAAUCAGCGACGACGACCCAAAUAAUCGCACAGCUGCAUCUUAAAGCAGUUCCAUUUGUUGAAGGACGGUGGCCAUCGGUUCGUUGCCAUCGGCCAUCUCUCUCGCUUUCAUAGAUGCUAGGGCGCUCGGUCCACCCACUCCAGUUCCGAAUAGCUUUCAUGUAACAUAAUAUAGGUCCUUGGUGAGUAACCGUCGUAUACCCGGGCCAACUUAAUUCUACAUACUUAUAUGUACUAAUAAUGGUAAUAGUUACACCCCCGGAAUCCACAAUUGCAAUCGGGUUAGUUAGAUAUUUUUAACGCUCGUUUUGUGUAAUCACCUUUGUAUUCGUAUUUGUAUUUGUACUAGAUUUGGUGGAUUUAUUUUUUGAAAUCAAACUGAAUCAACUGAACUGAACUCAAUCUAAAUUCAAUUUGGAUUAAAAACAAU